This is a messenger RNA of Rhodotorula graminis WP1, 575 nucleotides long. RefSeq lists its product as uncharacterized. Lineage: Eukaryota; Fungi; Basidiomycota; Microbotryomycetes; Sporidiobolales; Sporidiobolaceae. Gene Ontology annotation, cellular component: nuclear pore transmembrane ring; spindle pole body. Gene Ontology annotation, molecular function: protein-macromolecule adaptor activity. The coding region runs from base 37 to 516 and encodes 159 amino acids. The record is from RefSeq and is a predicted model, not a curated record. The transcript has 4 exons. Gene Ontology annotation, biological process: spindle pole body localization; nuclear pore organization.
GUCAAGGACAAGAGCGAGGCGGCGCCCGAGGCCGACAUGGUGCCGCAGGUGUUUGGGUUCGAGAAGCGCCUCGCCGUCGUCGUGCCGAGGGCGCUCAGGGCGAGGGUGUUUGACGUCGGGAUGGAGUACGACGCCGGGGUGUGCACGCCGAGGAGGCGGGAGACGGUGUGGGCGAUCCAGGCCCUUUCGAACCUGAUCUGCGCGUCGCUUAAGGAGGACCCGUACGGCGUCACGCAGCGCGACAUUCCCAAGGUCCUCGAGGCGUUCGUCCGCUACCUGUCGGUCCUCGACGCGCUCGCGGCCGAGCUCGAGGCGCAGGCCGACAAGGCGCUCGGCGGGCCCGACGAGCGCGAGCACGCGCGCAAGGUCGUCGAGCGCGAGGUGGGCGAGGUGCAGGAGGCUGUGCGAGCCGGCGCAAAGGCGAUCCUCACCGAGUUCUCCGAGUACUUGGGCGAGUUCCGCUUCCCGACGCAGAUUGCCGCCAAGCUGCAGCUCCUCGUCGACUUUGGACCCUGAAGCCAGCCGGUAGAAGUUGUGCCCAGGAGCGUCUGCAACGUCGAGCCUGCGCAGAGAUC